AUGAAGAGGCUCCGAGGUGCCGAACACUCACAGAGAACCUUGAGAAAAAGUACCGCUGUACAUGAAAUCGACAUCAUAGACGCUACAGGGGCCAUUCCAGCCGCGUUCGAGUCCCGUUACAUUUUGAAACGGCAGCCGUGUCUAAUUCAAGGCUUGGUGGCCGGGUUUGAUCUAGAGUCGUUCCGUCUUGAUAAUUUGGCAGAUUUUUUACAAUGUGACGAUUUUUUGCAGGUGGAGCGCAAGUCCAGCGGUGGUUACGGCACUGGAGAAAAUAGGAUUCGCCUGAAACUUGCAGAUCUGGUGGACAGGCUGAAUAAGGGUGAUCACUCGCUAUAUUUAACGACCCAGUAUGAAGAGGACGAUUGCCUGUCGGACGCCGAUUCUGACGGCGAGUUUCCUCAAACGGAAACUGCACAUGUGCCGACUGAUACGGACUCAGAACGGGGCUCGGUCGAUUUCGACAACUUUCAUGACGACUUUGAUUAUGACAGCGACAAUUCCGACGACGGCGAGUAUUCCGCUAGCGAAGGGCAGCCGUCUCUUGACACUGCUCGCACCCGUGUGCAAGAGCUUCUGCAAAAGCCGCUAACCAACUUAUACCGCAGGUGGCCAAUGGAAUUGCUGCGGCCGAGCUUACUCGCUGGCUUGGUGCCGCAGCAAAUAAAUCUCUGGAUGGGUCGUGCAGAUCCUGAUUCCCGACUGCUCUUUGACGAGUCCCAGCCGCUCCUAGGUCUGGGGAGAUCGCUUCCCUCUCCAGGUGCCUCGUCGUCGGGCCUGCACCACGACCAUGCCGACAACUUGUACAUACUGAUAUCGGGGAAGAAAAGAUUCACCUUGUUUCCGCCCACGGAUGCUCCCAACCUCUACACUGUCGGCGACAUUGAAAAGAUUUACCCGUCAGGAGUCAUUGACUACGUGCGCAACGAGAACGCGCCGUUCUGGAAACACGUGCGCGAGGACGGUGCGCUGGUGGGGCAGGUUGCGCUGUGGCGACUAGAGCGAGAGUCGCUCGACGAAGAGGAGAAAAAACGGCUCGAGGCUGUUGCAGAAAGGGAAUCUGGCGUGCACGAAGAAAAAGCCCGCCACGGAAAGACCAAGAGUGACCCUCCUUCUUUCUCCAAAAUACCUCCCGCCUUGCUGCAUCUGGACGAUGUGCAGGACGCCGUACAGCGGGCAAAAAUGGAACGCCUCAUAGACUCGGAGUUUCCGCGGCUGAAACAGUGUAAGCCGCUUCAGGUAACAAUAGAGCCCGGCCAAAUGUUAUAUCUGCCGGCGGGGUGGUUCCACGAGGUGUCAUCUUUUGGCAGAGACGAUGAGCCAGUUCACAUUGCUGUGAACUAUUGGUUUGCACCACCGGCAAGUCGCUCCCCGCCCCUGUACACCGACAGCUACUGGACCGAGGAUUUCGACGAAACGAGCAAGUGCCUUCACAUCCUGCACAGCCAUAGCCGAUAA
Molecule: messenger RNA, 1455 nt
Organism: Ogataea haglerorum
Lineage: Eukaryota; Fungi; Ascomycota; Pichiomycetes; Pichiales; Pichiaceae
Exons: 1
Coding region: 1-1455 (484 amino acids)
Molecular function (GO): 2-oxoglutarate-dependent dioxygenase activity
Source: RefSeq, a predicted model, not a curated record